AUGGCAGAACGACCUAGUGAGCGGUUGUCAACUCCAUGGCAGAUUGGGACGGACGUUGUUCGACACGAAUGGACUAAAGCGCCGGUGCAACAGAAACUACCAGUCUCGGCCUUUUACUCGAAGAAAGACCGAUUGACACACGAGUUCUUCCAGAACGCGCGACUUGUGAUCAAGAAACCGGGUGGAUCGGAAGACGAAGCAGACUAUAAAGGACAGUAUCGAAUUUGGCCGGGUCUGUUGCUGCUAUUCGUGCUUGUCUCGGGCGCUACGUGUCUGAUUAUAGCAGGAGCGAUGAAGACAUCAGAAGCGCUUGCAGCACGAGCAAUGCAAUACGAGCAACAUGUAUCAGGGAAACGAUCCAUUAAAGACGGCAAGAUCGAUGACAGCAUUCUCAUCUCGGACGACGGUCAAGUGGGCAACCCCAAGUCGUAUGACACUAGCGUCACCUGUGAAAUGCCCGACUAUCAGAGCAAAAACGGUCAAAUCGUAGCGGUUUCUGCCAAUGGUACCGAGAUAGCAAUUCAGAUCAAAGGUGUUAAUUGGUUUGGUAUGGAGACAGCGCUUGCAGUACCAUUUGGUCUCUGGGAAAACGCAGAAAACGGAACAACAGCAUACGAGAUCGCCGCGUUCUUAGCACGCAACAAUUUUAACGCAGUGAGACUCCCGAUUUCUGUCGAGAACUUGCUGAAUAACAAUCCACCUCAAAAAGGUGUGAUCAAUCUCGGAAGCAAUCGUGCAAUUAAUGGAACGGAUUUCAUCUCGACCUUACAGACAAUUAUCAAGUCGCUUGCGUACCGGAAGAUUGGUGUGCUAAUAAGUAUGCACCGCUUAACGAACAAACAGUCCGGUACAACAUGGUUUGACACUGACCUCGGUGUCUCGGAAGAUGAUUUUUUAAAUGCCAUUGAUAUCGUAUCGUCAAACCUUUGUGGACAAGACUAUUGGAACGUAAUGGGCAUUGAUUUAAAAAAUGAACCGGAAGUUGCAACGUGGGGAACGGGUGAUGACGAUGAUUUUGUCAUUGGGUGUGAGAAAAUUGCCAAGGUAAUGCAUGGAAAGUGUCCCCAAUGGCUUGGUUUCGUUGAGGGUGUCGUGUCUGUCCAUAGUAUUACGAUUGAGAAGGAAGAACUGGAUUACUAUGAUUGGUGGGGAGGUGGAUUGCAGAAAGCAGGUCGUAUGCAACCCGAGUUUACUAUUGCAAACAAAUUAGUCUGGGCUCCUCACUAUUAUACAACUGCUGUAGCACCUCAACGAUAUUUCUAUGGUAAUGGAACAACAUCAGACUUUUCAACGUAUGUGGAACUAUCCGAGAAAGACCUUCAUGAACGAGUGGAAGGUACGAUGGAUGAUAUGUUUGGAUAUUUAGUAAAGGAGAAACAAUACGCAUUAGUCCUUGGAGAGUUUGGUGGUUUAUAUACAAAAGAUGCUCAUCCAGAGCAAACAACAAAGCGUACAACGGACUUGACCGUUCAAAUCUUAAUGGAACAGGAAUAUGCGGGUGGAUUUAUGUGGUCAUUAAACCCAGAGAGCAAAUAUGACUAUAAUGCAGCUGAUACAAAAGGAAGAUUCACGGAAGGAUUGUUACUUGAUGAUUGGUUAUCACCAAACGAUGCUUUUCUCAAGGCAUUUACACCAAUGGAUACAAUGUCAAAUUUACGAAAAUUUCCAUGUUUUUCGAUCGAGAAAGACGAAUGA
Molecule: messenger RNA, 1695 nt
Organism: Peronospora belbahrii
Lineage: Eukaryota; Oomycota; Peronosporomycetes; Peronosporales; Peronosporaceae
Source: the annotation of a GenBank genome assembly